This is a messenger RNA of Cannabis sativa, 1296 nucleotides long. RefSeq lists its product as uncharacterized. The record is from RefSeq and is a predicted model, not a curated record. The transcript has 3 exons. Bases 1 to 1296 code for a protein of 431 amino acids. NCBI's taxonomy places the organism in Eukaryota, Viridiplantae, Streptophyta, Magnoliopsida, Rosales, Cannabaceae. Gene Ontology annotation, molecular function: nucleic acid binding; zinc ion binding.
AUGGGUGGUCCUCGGUGGUCGUCGGAGGUGGUGGAGGUGAGCCAUGGAGGUGGUGCUGACCUAGCUGGUGCCAUGGCUAAAACAAGGUCAAAAAUCCAUGGAAAACCUAAAUCUGUGACUAAGAUUUCGAAGAGGAAAGGGGGGAAAUCAAAGAUGGAUGCGAUUCCAUCAGGUUCGAUGGAUCAGAUUUCAGAAAUUGAAGCGUUGGAUGUUUCUGAUGAGGAAGACAUGGCAGACGUUGCUCCGGCUAUGAGGGAUGUUUUUGCUCCUCUAUCACCGAAGUCUUCACUGGAAGAGAUACAGAGGCAAUGUAACAGUAACAUUGCAGCAGGUAUACACUCUAUCCCUCCUGUUUUGCGAUCAAAUUCUGUUAUGCGUAAUCUUGAGAAUUCGUUUCUGAAUACUGAGAAUAAGGAGAGUAAAGUGAAGAUUACAUUAGAUGAUAUUGAAGAUGAGAUUUCCUUUUGGAAACCUUCGAUUGUUUGCUAUGUAUUAGGAGUAAAUCCUCCUCUGCAUAUUUUGGAUGGCUUUGUUCAUAGAAUAUGGCAGGGUAAAGUGGACAGAGUGAAGGUGUUAUCCUAUGGUAUAUUCAUCAUUCGGUUUCAUUCAAUUGAGGAUAGGGAUCAAGUGUUGAAUGGGGGUUUCAUUUUCUUUAACAGAAGACCAGUAGUUAUGAGGCCUUGGGACCCAAAUGAAUCAUUCAAAAAAGAUGAUAUGAAGAGUGUGCCUAUAUGGAUCCAAUUAGAAGAACUGGAACUGAAAUAUUGGGGCCAAAAGUCAUUGUUUAAGAUAGUUGGUCAGAUGGGGAAGCCAAUCAUGGUAGAUAAUGUGACUAAAGAAAGGGAGAGAUUGAACUUCCCUCGGGUUUUAAUAGAAGUGCAGAUGGACCAAGAUUUGCCAGCUUUCUUGGAGUUUGAAAAUGAAUUUGGUUCGAUCACUUCAGUAGGAAUAAAAUAUGAAUGGAAGCCAAUUUCUUGCUCACAUUGUUCUGGUAUAGGUCAUGCUGCAACAGAUUGUAAAAAGAAAAUGGGGGGGCAGCAACAAUGGAUCAUUAAAAAGGACAACAGGAAGAUGCCACAGGUUGAUGAAGAGGGCUUUACCAAAGUUCAUAGCAGGAAAAAUACUGCUACCCGUGAGCAGGGAACAACUGGAACAACUGAAACUAAUGGGGUGAUAAUGAAGAACUCAUUCCAGGGACUUGAAGAAGAUGAAAUUAUAGAAAAUGCAGUGGAGAAUAUGCCUACUGAGAUAGUCAAGACAGGAGAGGGGGGAGCACCCUCUCUGUCUAAUGGAUAA